This is a messenger RNA of Leptosia nina, 1605 nucleotides long. The record is from the annotation of a GenBank genome assembly. Lineage: Eukaryota; Metazoa; Arthropoda; Insecta; Lepidoptera; Pieridae.
AUGCCUUUUCAUGAAGCCCCGAAUGUUGAGUUAGGCUCGGCACCAAGAACGCCGAGCAUCAUAGCUUCGCCAUCUCCUUCAGAGGUUUCAAGUGCAAGCUCCUCUGAACCUCGUCAUAUUCAAGCUACUCCGUUAUUUAGGGCCCUUGCUUUACGACCUCCAGAACCUGAGCAACCACCUGGUCAAGAUGAACUAGAGCGUCGUCUUCCCGGCUAUAGACGAAUUGUUAUACCGCGGGAAUUAACUCUGAUUGAAUUACUCAAACAAAGCAGCGGAGUGACAACUGACGAAGAAGUGUUAAGAAUACGUGAAGCGAAGCUACGUGUUGUGGCUGAACGUGUGGGCCUCAGACGGCUCCAUGUUUUGGCUCCGAGACUACGGACUUUGACCCUAGAUGGCAGUGCUAUUUCUUCAUUACGAGAUCUUGGCAUAGGCUUAACUCAUUUGAAGGUCUUGAGUGUGAAUAGAUGUAGUCUAACAUCGUUGGAUGGGAUCUGGGGUCUUAGUACUCUGCGGGAACUUCAUGCAGCAGGAAACCGCCUUCGUGACUUGCAUCCUUUGGCUGUGCUUCAAAAAUUACACACACUUAAUCUUGCCGACAAUCCUUUAGAGGAGUCCAGCAGACUCUGGACGCUGGGAGUAUGUGGUUCAUUACGCCGUAUAUCGUUGAGAAGGACACCACUGUCAGACUUGAGGGAGUACAGAACCGUGGUGUUAUCAGCGCUACCAUUGUUAACUCAUUUGGAUGACAUCCCAGUUCAGGAUGAUGACAGUAUGUUUAAUGAAGCUUUAGAUACUUCAUCAGAUUCAGAAGCUGGUGUGAGUGAUAUUGAACCAGAUAGUAAUGAUUUUGCUAAAGUGGGUACAGAACCUCAGCCCGGACCAUCAUACCAGCCUGAAGAAAAAUUGGACCUACAAAUGGAGAUAGCACCAAUAAUGAUUCGAAGACGACCAGCUACAACCGAAUGCGCUGGUCUUCGACAGCGCGUUCUUCUUCCACCUAGACCAAAGACUGCCUUGGAACGCACGUCGAGCACAAUGUCGAAACUUCACGUGGUUAAUACUUCUCCAACACCCGCGUUGUCUACAGUUCGGCCAAAAAACAACGAAUGGCACUGUGGUGGCAGUAAAUUGACUUCAAAUGGUCCGGUGUGUGGGAAUCUGGCGCGAGCCUUGCGUAGACCCAGCCAAGCCAAGGCCAGCCAAAAUAGCUCAAAUUCCGAUAUAUUUGCGGAACAAACAAUGGAAGAGGCGUGUCGGGCCGUCGCUGCUGAAAUACCGCGAGCUCUGACUUCGGAAGUUUGGGAUAAGUUUAAACAAGACACAGGAAUUGAAAUCGAUAUAGACUUCACAGAGCGACCAAAAGGAGCAGAUCCCAACAAAGUGAUCGAACGCUUGGAACAAAUCGAGAAGGAAACAAUGGAGCGACUCAACAAUGAAAACCCUGAGUUGAACUUCACACGCAAUGUGUAUAAUUUUGCCUCGGAUCCUUCUAGAAUUCUAUCGAGCGCGCUGAAUGAUGAAUUGUGGCGAAACAUAGAAGACCUGGCUCUGCCGGACACACAGACCGAUAAUGACGAUUUUUUAGAUAUAGCGAGCACCUAA